Clupea harengus (Atlantic herring) is the source of this 3627-nucleotide messenger RNA. RefSeq names its product adaptor related protein complex 5 subunit zeta 1 (gene ap5z1). The record is from RefSeq and is a predicted model, not a curated record. NCBI's taxonomy places the organism in Eukaryota, Metazoa, Chordata, Actinopteri, Clupeiformes, Clupeidae. Gene Ontology annotation, cellular component: AP-5 adaptor complex.
UCAUCUGAAUCAUUUACUGUGUAUUCCUUCAUCACAGAUUUAACUUUAUUUUUACAUUUUGUUGUCAUAUUUCUAAAUGACAGUUUGUCGAAUACCUGGUAUGUUCCUUCUGUAUUGGUAAAAAGUGUUCUGUUGAUUUUAAUAUAUGGUAUUCACUCUAUUAAGUGCAGGUCUGUCUGUUUUCAUUUUCUCAUCUAGAGAGCCAUGGAAAACAUUGAAUUCCUACUGCCAGCAAUAAAAAAAAAAAAAAACAGGAAUCCUCAGUCUUUGAGUGCUUAUGACUCCAGAGCUCUGUGCAGUAAUAUAAAUAGCUUUCGAACACGUGAUGAAGUGCAUAAAUGUUGAUCAUGUGCAUUUUAAUUUAAAUGUGAUUUUUCUUGGUGAGUCUCAGAUUUUGUGAACCAAAAUGGUGAAACUGGGGCCAGAGAACCUGGCCCUCAGUUGAAUGUGUGAAAUAACGGCUAGAUGUCGCCAGAUUUAGGAAAAGCUACUCGGCUUAAAAGGCCGCGUCAGUAGGCUACUAUGUGUAUUUUUGUGUUCUCACUCUGACGCUAUAUUUUCAGCGAUUUUGCUUAUUGUAACUUAAUAGUAAUUAUCAAUCGAAGGUGGUGCGAGCUACAAUGGUAAUUAAUUUAAGUUUAAAUACCGAGGGGGGAGGAGCUGUGAAGAUGACAGUGUUAUCCGGAACCCACGACGUAGCACGUGAUUUGUAGUCAGGACAUAUUUCUGAAUGGAACCAAUGUUUUGUUUCUCUGAAGGUUUGGUGGAAAAUGUAUUCAACUGGCAAUGAGAGUUUGGUUAAACAGGCCAGAGAAAUACAAGAUGAGGAGCUUCAUAAGUUUUAUGGUCGCAUUUCAAAAUUACUCAACGCCAACAGAGAUCAUGGAAACGAAACAAUCGAUUCUCUCCAGAGGCUCAACUUGAUUGUUUCGGCAACGAAAUAUGCUAAAACACUCCCACCAGAUCUUAAGAAGAAGUUACAGACCUUGCUCCUUUCCAAAACACACCCGGAGCAGAUCCAGGUCCUCUUCACGUCUAUUCUUAGGGAGAGUCUUCCCCUGAGUACCCAAGAACUCUCUGAUGGACUAGCGCAGGACACCAGAUCGAGCAGCUAUGUGGCAGCUGUUGUUCUUUCUCAGGCUGCCAAUAAAGAUGACGUGGCUCCUGUCUGUCAGCAUUUGCUGAAACACUUGGAGUCCCGGCAACCCGACGGGCAAAUAUGUAAACACACGCUUCCCAUUCUCACCAAGCUUAUCAGCUACUCUCCAGAGAUCCUUACAGAGGAUCAGGUCAAUCUGGUGAGCCGGAAGUUGGUCGACUGGCUGCGGUAUGCCAGCCUUCAGCAGGGAGCCUCCAUGUCGACUGGUGGCUUUUUCAGUGGCCCAAGAACACGGCAGCCUGUUCCUGUGACGGAGGUGGAUGGCGCAGUGGCAGGGGACUUCUUUACCGUGCUGUGUGUGGGUCAUAGCUUCGGGGAGGACCAAUGGAUGAACAUGUAUGCCUUCUCCAUGAUCAGGAAGUGGCUGCUCACCUACGAUGCUGAAGGAACCUCAGGUGGAGAGUCAGCCCAUCUUAGUCAAAUUCAGUUCAUGCUGUCACAACUCCAAGAUGACCGGUCGGAGGUGGACAGCUCAGUGGUGUCCAUGGUCUCGGCCACCUCCUCCUCCAGCAGGCUCCUGCCCCCGAAGGAGAGGCUCCGGGAAAAGGCCUUCGAGUACUGCCACCGGCUCAUAGAACAGAGCGAUCGCAAGGCGAUGAAAAGGACGGACACAGAGCUUCAAAAAGCGUGCAUUGUGGAGGCUGUCACCAUUAUGGAUAUCAUCUGUAAAGAGGACCCCUCGUACGUGUACCGUGCCUUCCCCAGCGUCAAGGCUCUCUACGGCCGUCUGAGCGGGGAGCUGGCCUACGCCCGGGCUCUCAUCCCCAUCGCCCAGUUCUACCUCAACCACAGUGAGAUGGCAGCAGUGGACUCAGAGGCAGUGUUCAGGCAGCUGUUCUCUCGCUUCCCGUCUGAACUGUUCAACGAACCAGCGCUAGCCUAUGAAUUCGUCCAGUUCUGCAGAGCCAACAUGGCUGUGCUGGAGGACGGAGUUGCACUGUACAGGCAGAGUUUUCCCAACAUAUUUAAGUUCUUGGCCUGGACCAGUCCUGCCCUGGUCGCUGACUACAUGGAGCUGCUGCCUUCUCUGAUGUGCCCAGACACGGCCGUGGAGAUCCUCCACUCUCUGCUGGACCUGCCGUGUCUGGCUGCCACCCUGGACCUUCAGCAGAGGUCGGCCUCCUACCAGGCUUCUGAGCGCGUGCUGUGGGACCACGGCUCCAAGGUGGCCAGUGCCCUAGAGGCCUUCCGGCAGCCAUCUUACCGAGGCCUGUUCCUCUACAUCCUCAGGCCUGAGGCUGGUUCUGGGGACACCAUCGACAGGUUGAAAAUGCUCCAUGAGGUGCUGUCUGAAAUGGCGGCGAGUCCUCGUGUUGUGCAGUGUGCCCAAGUUGUCCCUGUGUUGCUUCACGUCUUCUUCAACAACGUCACUAAGUUUGCUGAUGAGAAGCUCAUAAACCAGCUCGCCCUGGUCCUAUUGGAGAGAAGCAGCCUGCUCUACAAUAUUAAGCAGUUUAAAAUUGAGCUGUUCAGGGUCUUCAGCACUCACAUUCGCACCUUGUGCAAGCUCCACCCCUCUCUCAUCGUCAACCAGUCCCGGGAGCUGCUGGACUUUGCUGGGAGCACGGCCAACAUCUACAGCAAGGAGGAGCUGUACACAAACGUGGUGUGGCUCAUUGGAGAGUACCUGUCUGUGGUGCACGACCCCCGCUGCUCCGUGGAGCUCAUCACCACGUUCUUCGAGGGCCUGGAGGCGGUGCUCUUUGAGAUCACGCAGGUGCGGCAGUCGGUCAGCCCGCCCUCCUACCCCCCGCGCGUCCUCACCGUCCUCAUGACCACGCUGUCCAAGCUGGCCUCCCGCAGCCAGGACCUCAUACCCAGGGUGUCUCUCAGCUUGUCAAAGCUGUGCAACUUCGCUCGCAGCAGGCUGGUGCUGGCCAGCUACAGCGAGGAAGACACGGAGGAGAUCAUCACGCGCGCCCACGAGCUCACCAACCUGCUGAAGCUGCCCAGCGUGGCCCAGUUCGUGCUAGCGCCCGCCGCGCUGGGGGAGAGUCCGCGCUGGCACAGGGACACCAACGCCUCGCUGCCCCGGGCCAUGAGGACCAUCAGCGGCCUCCUGCACAAGCAGUCCAGCUUCCAGCAGUCCGGCUGAGCGGAGCCCGACCCUGGGCGGCCAGCUGGCUCUGUGGACGUCAGGGUUGACAGCUGUCAAUCAGCUGAGCUCCGCGGGACAGAGGACUGAGAAAGUGAGACAAUGCCUUGGAAGGCUAACGGCGAUGGCUGGAGUGGCCUUGUGUGUACACACACACACACACACACACACACACACACACACACACACACACACACACACCUGCAGAACUGUCACUGAAAUGUUGUGGUGAGGGUUACAAGGACCUAUGAUUUUGGUGACACACACUCUCACACACACACACACAUACAUACAUACAUACAUACAUACAUAGCCACUCCCCAUAGUUACAUGCACUAAUACACUUUAUAUUCCCUUUGUUCUUUGAUGUGUA